Daktulosphaira vitifoliae (grape phylloxera) is the source of this 1952-nucleotide messenger RNA. RefSeq lists its product as uncharacterized. Bases 235 to 1845 code for a protein of 536 amino acids. Lineage: Eukaryota; Metazoa; Arthropoda; Insecta; Hemiptera; Phylloxeridae. The transcript is spliced from 9 exons. The record is from RefSeq and is a predicted model, not a curated record.
CAAGGCUAACACAAUGGACUAUGACGAGAGGGAAAAGAAUAUUAAGUAAAUGCAGUGUAUUAACUCUAUUUUAGCUCUAGAAAAUUUAGAUUUUUAAAACUCUAGGUAAUUAUAUUUGUUGGUAAAAAUUCAAGUGUGAUAAUACGUUUUACAAAUAUACCGCAAGUGCAUCUAAAUAAGAAAAUCCAAUUUUUUUCGUCUUUUUAAUACUUUUCAUUAAAUCAAGGAUCUAUUAUGGCAUUAGAAAUAUCAACUGCAGAUAGUCAAGAUUAUAAAUUUAAUCCUAUCAAUUUUGGAACUAUACAUUUUAGUGUAAAAGCUUCAAAUGACGCCCAUAUUGCAUUAACAUCAACUAACUCAAAUAAGCCACCUAAAUAUGAGAUAUUUAUUGGUGGAUGGGGUAAUACAAAGUCUUCUAUUCGUAAAAAUAAUGAAGAACCUGAUAAAGUUCUUGUUGAUACACCAAAAAUCUUGAAUGGGAAUGAAGCCAGAGGUUUUUGGAUAAAAUGGGGUGGUGGCUUUAUAGGUGUUGGAAAGCAAGGAGAAGCUCAACCAUUUAUGGCUUGGCAAGAUGAUGAAUCUCUAAAUAUUGCAUUCUUUGGAGUUCGUACAGGUUGGGGAGCAUCUGGUGUUUGGACAAUUGAAGAUAAUAUUUAUAUUAAUACUGAGAAUAGCAUGGAAUAUAUAUUUAGAUAUAUCAUGCAUGGAUCUAUUAGUUUCUCAGUAUCUUGUGAAAAUGAUGCUCAUAUUGCUUUGACUACAAAAGCUAAAGAGUCUGAACCUAUGGUGGAAAUUUUACUGGGUGGAUGGAAAAAUACUGCUUCUGCUAUUCGUUACAACAAACAAAAGCCAGAUAAGGUGCAUAUUGAUACUUCACAACUUUUGUCUAAAAAUACACCUAAGAAAUUUGUUAUUUUUUGGAGAGAUGGCCUAAUUGAAGUAUUUCAUGACAAAUAUAAAUUAUUUGAAUGGAUGAAUCCAAAACCAUUUAUUGUAUCUCAUUAUGGUGUGCGUACUAGUUGGGGGGCUUUAGGAGAAUGGCAUAUUAACGGAUCAGCAGAUGAACAGUUUAGAAGUGAAAUUGAGAUCCCUAAAUCAGAUAAUAUAAAAGCAAAAGCUCCUCCAGUACUUACUCCUGGGUGGAAUAUUGGAGGAGAUAUUCUUGGACCAGUUCAAUGGGUGAGAGCUAGUAAUGGUCAGAUACCACCAAAUGCUUUACAAGGGGGUUUUGAUACAAAUAAUGAACAGCUUUAUGUAGCUAGAGCUGAACAUAAUGGUGCUUUGAUUCCUGGAAAACUUGUUCCUUCACAUGGUGUUACUUAUGUGGCUUGGGGAGGAAUAGAAAAUCCUAAAGAAAAUUAUGAAGUUUUAUGUAAUUGUAAUGCUACGUGGAUCAAAGCUAACAAUGGUGAGAUACCUGUUGGAGCUUUGUCUUCUGGACACACAGAAGAGGGCGAACCAUUAUUUGUUGGCCGUGGAAAACAUAAUGGAUGUGUAACUGUUGGAAAGGUUACUUCGAACAAUAAUGAAAAUAAUGAUAAAGAUUUAAAUGUAUUAAUAUUAGAUUUACUAAAAAAUUACAUUGAAAAGCCAUCUGAUGAUCAUGAUGUUUUUGGAGCUUAUGUAUCAAUGGAAAUGAGAAAUUUAAAGACUCCCAAUGCCCAAAAAAAAUUGAGAACAGAAAUAAGAAAUGCUAUAUCUCGAGUUGUUAAAGAAGAAACUUUAAUGAAUAUUACAGAUUCAAGCGAUGAUAAAGAAUAUAUUUUUUUAAACAGUUUACAUACCUCUAACACACUUAGUAGAACUUCUAGCUUAGAAAUAAUUGAACCUGAUUGUAAAAUAUGAUACUGUUUUUGUAUUUAUCAAAAUAUGAGAUUUUAUUAAGAAUAUAAUUAAAAUAAAUUACACUUAGUUUUAUUUUAUAUAAAUAUUUGUAAAAGAGAUUAUUACAC